This is a messenger RNA of Suillus subalutaceus, 943 nucleotides long. RefSeq lists its product as uncharacterized. The record is from RefSeq and is a predicted model, not a curated record. NCBI's taxonomy places the organism in Eukaryota, Fungi, Basidiomycota, Agaricomycetes, Boletales, Suillaceae. The coding region runs from base 43 to 663 and encodes 206 amino acids. The transcript has 4 exons.
GUGAGCUAUACACCUCCGUGAUAUUGGCUUGACUGAAACAUCAUGCAAGUCAUCAUGAUCGCUCGGUUAUAUGCCAUGUAUGAGCGAUCCAGAAAGGUGCUGGUAUCUCUCGUUGGCAUCUUUCUGGCCAUCACAAUCGCCAACACAGUGAUCGGCGUAAUAACGGCGAUACAUAUUUCAGGGGAGGAAUUAGUUCUUUCCGGCACCUAUCAGUGCAUGAUUUCCUAUGCUGGAGGAGUCCAAAUUUCGAAUUCCAUAACUUGGAUACUUGGGACUGUAUGGGAGGUCGUUGCACUAUGUCUCGCGGUGUGGAUUGCUGUAAAACACUUCCGUGAACUGCGACGACACUCAACAAGAGGUAUUAUCGGGGAUUGUUUCACGGUGUUAAUGCAAACUCACGUUAGCUACUUUGCAAGUUAUUUGGCUGUCUCUUGCUUCCAGAUCGGUUUGUUCUCUCCGACACUCUCAGCGGACCUGUACUCCUUGGACACUCAGAUUUAUCUUGGUCUCACUCAGAUAUUCCAGUUGGUGCAGCUGUUUGUGCUGGGACCACGCCUGAUCCUCAGUGUUCGAGAAUAUUACGCUGAGCUCGUGGCCAACCUGUGGUACAGCAAAUGCUAUGACUUCAAUUGCUUUACAGGAGCAUGUCCAUGUGUCAACUAACAGUAGUGUGUAGCACAGGAGAUGCUCGAUAUGACUGAUUCAGUGCGAUAGGCGGGUACUGUGCAGGGAGCGGGAGAAUUUGUUCCUAUUUAUUUCACUGGUUUUGUCGUGGUACUUAUUUAUGUAAGUUGCGAAGUAGAUAUAGGUCAUACAAGAGCUUUUGGCGAACUAUGAGUAGAGAUCUCUCCCCGACGCUGAGGUUCACGCGCUCGAUCUCAGUAGUGCUGUCAAGAUCGUAACGCUGGUGGAAGUCUGUUCGCUCCUGAUGCCAUCUCUGAAA